AUGCACUAUCAGGCCACCAAGACGAUGCAGGUGCAAUCAGAAGCCGUGGUUGACCUGAUAGAGCAUAUCGAUACAUACACGCUUUGCAUGGUUUGGUCUGGAAGUUGUCGCAUCUGUUAUAAGCAAGGCACAGUGGAUGAGAGAGUUAUGGUCAUCUGGCCAGGCUCCAUGCAGGUUACAUUUUCUAGACAUUUUGAAAGCCCUCGAUGGGUGGACUCCUCCCGGACCCACGACCAUGGCAAUCGUUAUGCCUUCCUCAGAAAUGGAGAAUUGGAUAAGUGCUAUUGA
Molecule: messenger RNA, 288 nt
Organism: Fusarium odoratissimum NRRL 54006
Lineage: Eukaryota; Fungi; Ascomycota; Sordariomycetes; Hypocreales; Nectriaceae
Exons: 1
Coding region: 1-288 (95 amino acids)
Source: RefSeq, a predicted model, not a curated record